UGUGCUCGCCCCCGGGCGCGGCGGACGGACGGGGGCUGGGGCUGGGACGGGGGGCUGCCUGCGCCCCUGCAGCCGAGGGCGCGGCCGGAGACCCGGGGCUGGAGGGCGCUGGAGGGCGUCCCGGCAGAGGUGGCUGCAGCUCGGGCGGGGGCCGGCGCGCCGGCCGGGUCGGAACCCUCGGGGGGGGGGGGGUAGGGGGUCCCCGCAGCCCCGUUCUGCGGACCUCGGGCGCCCCCGCGAGGACGGGCGGGGAUGGGGCGACGGGCGGGAGCGCGGCUCCCCAAGGGCCGAGAACGCGGUCCCCGGGCGGCGCGGGAGGGGGCGCCCCAGCCGCGGGAGGGACCUGGCGCCGCAGCGCUGGCCGCGUGCGCAGAGGCCGGGUUGCCAGGGACGACGCGUUCUGGGCGGGGCCGCCGCGGGGGCGGGGCCCGGGGGGCCGAGCGAUUGGCGGAGGCCCCACGCGGGGGGCGGGGCUCCUCGGGGGGCGGGGCCCGGCGGGGGCGGGCCCGGAGCGCGGGAGCCGGAGGCGGGGACGUGGUUGGCGGGGCGGCCGGCGGAGGCGGGGCCGCGGGCCGGGGGCGGAGCCUGCGGGCGGGGGCGGCGCUGGGUCGCGGGGCCUGGGGCAGAGGCGGCGGCGGCGGCGGCGCCCGCAGCCCAGAGGGUUCGCGCACUCGGGCCCCCAGCCUGCGCCCACCCGGCCGGCCCGCCCCGAACCAUGAGCCCCGGGCUGCUGCUGCUGCUCGGCGGCGCCGCGCUGGUCGCCUUCGGCCUCUGCUGCACCUUCGUGCACCGCGCUCGCAGCCGCUACGAGCACAUCCCCGGGCCGCCGCGGCCCAGCUUCCUUCUAGGGCACCUCCCCUGCUUUUGGAAGAAGGACGAGGUUUGUGGCUGCGUGCUCCAAGAUUUGUUCUUGGAUUGGGCUAAGAAGUACGGGCCCGUGGUGCGUGUCAAUGUCUUCCACAAAACCUCUGUCAUCGUCACCAGCCCCGAGUCGGUCAAGCGGUUCCUGAUGUCCACCAAGUACAACAAGGACUCCAAGAUGUACCACGCUAUCCAGACGGUGUUUGGCGAGAGGCUGUUCGGCCAAGGCCUGGUGUCCGAGUGUGACUAUGAACGUUGGCACAAGCAGAGACGCGUCAUGGAUCUGGCCUUCAGUCGCAGCUCCUUGGUCAGCCUCAUGGAAACCUUCAACGAGAAGGCGGAGCAGUUAGUAGAGAUCCUGGAAGCCAAGGCAGAUGGACAGACGCCAGUGUCCAUGCAGGACAUGAUGACGUGGACCGCAAUGGACAUCUUGGCCAAGGCAGCCUUUGGGAUGGAGACCGGCAUGUUGCUGGGCGGCCAGAAGCCGCUGUCCCGGAAGGUGAAGCUAAUCUUGGAAGGCAUAACGGCCUCCCGCAACACACUGGCCAAGUUCAUGCCAGGAAAGUGGCAACAGCUUCGGGAGAUCCGGGAGAGCAUCCGCUUCCUGCGUCAGGUGGGCAAGGAGUGGGUGCAGCAGCGCCGGGAGGCCCUGAAGAGGGGCGAGGUGGUGCCCCCCGACAUCCUCACACAGAUUCUCAAAGCUGAGGAGGGGGCCCCAGACGACGAGGUUCUGCUGGACAACUUUGUCACCUUCUUCAUCGCGGGCCACGAGACGUCUGCCAACCACCUGGCCUUCACGGUGAUGGAGUUGUCACGCCAGCCCGAGAUCUUGGCCAGGCUGCAGGCCGAGGUAGACGAGGUCAUCGGCUCCAAGCGACACCUAGACUUCGAGGACCUGGGGAGGCUGCAGUACCUGUCCCAGGUCCUCAAAGAGUCCCUGAGGCUGUACCCGCCGGCCUGGGGCACCUUCCGUCUGCUGGAGGAAGAGACCCUCAUUGAUGGCGUCCGGGUGCCCAGCAACACCCCGCUCCUGUUCAGCACCUACGUGAUGGGACGCAUGGACACCUACUUUGAGGACCCACUGACCUUCAACCCCGACCGAUUCAGCCCCAAAGCUCCCAAGCCACGCUUCACCUAUUUCCCUUUCUCGCUUGGCCACCGCUCCUGCAUCGGGCAGCAGUUCGCACAGAUGGAGGUGAAGGUGGUAAUGGCCAAGCUGCUUCAGAGGCUCGAGUUCCGGCUGGUGCCCGGGCAGCGCUUUGGGCUGCAGGAACAGGCCACCCUGAAACCGCUGGACCCCGUGCUCUGCACCCUAAGGCCCCGGGUCUGGCAGCCCGCACCCCCACCCCCACCCUGCUGAGGGCCCUCUGACUCUGCUGAGCUCCCUUUACCCCCUGAGGGCCCCCACCCCUACUGAGCUCCCCUUCUGCUGAGACAACCCCCUGCCCUGUUGAGGUCACCCCUGUCCUGCUAGGGGUCCCCCUCUGCCAAGGCCCCCAGGCCCCACCCUACUGAGCCCCCCCACUGCUGACCGUGGCCCCUGACCCCUCCCCAUCUGCUCCCUACCUCUGCACAGGCCGGCACCCCUCUUCACUCUGGGCACCCUCUCCUCCAGGCCACCCCCACCCCCACAGGGUGAGCCCCUCCUCCAGGCUCCCUUUCACACACACUGGCCACACUGGCCCCUGAGGGUCCUUCGGCGUGACCGGCUGCCCCCCUCCCUGGAGGUGGGUGCGGGCCCACCCAUGUGACCCCCCCCAUGCUCAAUAAACGUGUGUCCAGUGUCUGCAUGGA
Erinaceus europaeus (western European hedgehog) is the source of this 2655-nucleotide messenger RNA. RefSeq names its product cholesterol 24-hydroxylase. The coding region runs from base 716 to 2221 and encodes 501 amino acids. Lineage: Eukaryota; Metazoa; Chordata; Mammalia; Eulipotyphla; Erinaceidae. The record is from RefSeq and is a predicted model, not a curated record. Gene Ontology annotation, molecular function: cholesterol 24-hydroxylase activity; iron ion binding; heme binding. Gene Ontology annotation, biological process: cholesterol catabolic process. The transcript has 16 exons.